Molecule: messenger RNA, 1958 nt
Organism: Topomyia yanbarensis
Lineage: Eukaryota; Metazoa; Arthropoda; Insecta; Diptera; Culicidae
Gene: Nup54
Product: probable nucleoporin Nup54
Exons: 4
Coding region: 113-1891 (592 amino acids)
Biological process (GO): nuclear pore organization; protein localization to nuclear inner membrane; NLS-bearing protein import into nucleus
Cellular component (GO): nuclear pore central transport channel; nuclear pore
Molecular function (GO): structural constituent of nuclear pore
Source: RefSeq, a predicted model, not a curated record
UUUACAUUUCUCAGCCGCUGAAAGCGCGUUAAAUUUUAUUUUAAAUUUUGAGUGAAACAGUGGAUUAAUUUUGUGUAAAUCAGGAAAUUUUCGCCAAAACAAUUGUUUUAAAAUGUCAUUCUUUGGAAACACGACAACCCCAGGACUUGGAUCGACAAGCACGCCCGCAAAGCCCGGUUUCGGAAAUUUUUCGUUCGGUCAACAAACAUCGACGCCAGCGUUCGGAACUACUGCAACCAGUUCGGCACCAUUGCUCUUCGGCGGUCAGGCUAAUACCAGCACUAACACUGGUUUCGGUGGAUUCGGUACCACAGCACCGACUGCCCCCGCGGCAGCUAGCACUUCGGCAUUUAGCUUCGGAACGAAUACCACGGCCACUGCGGCUCCAGCAUUCGGGUUCGGAACUGCAGUUUCAACGGCUGCGCCUACCGCUUUUGGUGGUUUCGGAACGGCUACUACUUCAGCGGCUACCGGUUUCGGUGGAUUCGGAGCGACAACUACAGUGAGCGCACCCGCCUUCGGAGGAUUCGGUGGCUUUGGCGCAACUACAACCAGUUCGGCUCCGACACUUUUUGGACAACCGGCCGCCAACACCAAUACCGGGUUUGGUGGAUUCGGAACGUCCUUCGGUGCGAGUGGUUUCGGACAACAGCAAGCUAGCGGUGGUUUGACAUUUGGUCAGGGUUUCCAGCAGCAACAGCAGCAGCAACCACCAGCACUUACACCAGAAGAGGCGUUUGCGCAAUCCAUUUUCAAUGUGUCAAUUUUUGGAGAUGAGCGGGAUACGGUUAUCGCCAAGUGGAACUAUCUGCAGGCAAUGCUCGGUACGGGAAAGGCAUUUUACUCACAAAAUAACCCGGCGGUGGACAUCAAUCCCAGUAACUAUCUUUGUCGUUUUAAAACUAUGGGAUACACUAAGCUUCCGGGGAAGGAGAACAAGGUCGGGUUGGUUGGGCUAACGUCCAACAAAAACGUUGCACAGAUGAAGGACCAACAGCAGCAGUUUAUUACGAAUCUGAAUCAAAUUUUCGGUAACAAACCAAAUCUAGCGAUCACCGUAGAUAGUAUUAAAGUGGUCGGUGAAAAUAAAUCCCAGAUUAUACUGUAUGUAGAAGAAAAAUCAAUGAACUCAAAUGAAACGAAAAGGAUCAUGGCAACUGAAGUUGCAAACUACCUAAAUCAACCUACGCCCAAACAGCAGUUGAGCUCCCUGGGUGUGGAAUCGGUUGUCGCAUUGGUUCUCCCUGAGGAGGAUCAACUGAAGGAAUAUCUUGAAAAUCCCCCUAAAGGGAUCGAUCCCCGCAUGUGGCAACAGGCUAAGCUCGAUAACCCGGAUCCGAAAAGGUUCAUUCCGGCACCGAUGAUUGGUUUUCAGGAACUCAGGUGGCGCAUUAAAUGUCAGGAAAGCGAAACUGAUAUUCAUGUGUCCUACCUUUCCAAAGUUGAGAAAGAAAUCGAACAGUUAAAGCAGAGACACACCAAUACAACUGCCAAGAUAAUGGAGCAUCGACGCAAGUUUGCAGAACUCAGCCAUCGGAUAUUGAAGAUUAUAGUUAAACAGGAGAGCACCCGAAAGAUGGGAUUAGCGCUUUCUCCUGAGGAAGAGUUAAUUCGCAGUAAGCUGGAGAAUAUGCACGCGUUGGUUUCUACUCCGACGCAGUUCAAAGGAAAGCUUAGCGAACUACUGUCGCAGAUGCGAAUGCAGCGAAACCAAUGGGCACAUGCUGGAGGUGGCAAUGAGUACACGCUGGAUAAAGAUUCAUCUGAAGAGAUGAAGAGUUUUUUGACAAUGCAACAGAAAGCGAUGGCUUUCCUAGUGGAGACCGUCAACAAGGAUCUCAAGGAUCUUAAGGUUAUUUCGGAUGGAAUGGCUCGAUUGAUACAAAGCUAAGGUACAGUAUUUGCAUUUCGAUUUUGAUUUUUUUCAAUUAAGUGGAUGAGAGAAAUAAAUUGUCGUU